Suhomyces tanzawaensis NRRL Y-17324 is the source of this 1066-nucleotide messenger RNA. RefSeq lists its product as uncharacterized. The record is from RefSeq and is a predicted model, not a curated record. The coding region runs from base 234 to 782 and encodes 182 amino acids. The transcript has a single exon. NCBI's taxonomy places the organism in Eukaryota, Fungi, Ascomycota, Pichiomycetes, Serinales, Debaryomycetaceae.
AUGAUUAGUGUCGAUGUUUUCGGUGUGCUCCGGAAAUGCGCAGACUCUGCCCAGCUCCCGACUCCCAAGCCAAGCCAAGCACACUUAGCCACUAUUAUGGCAGUGCCGGGUUCGCAAUCUGACAUCUGCUCAUGUCAGUAAGAUCCUAGGCACAUUCGGGCGCAUGCUUGAAUCUCAAUCGGGAAAGUAGUGGUCGGAUAUUGUUGGCACACUACGGGAUAUUUCUGGCCAACAUGCAACUCAGGAGUCUAUCGCACAGCACAUGCCACGGAUGCAGCCAGCUUGUGGCAAGUCAGCCGUAUUGGGGUACCCAAAUAGGCGACCACGCACGCUUCUCGACACUACUUGUGGCGUGCCAGUGCUGGAGGUCGAAUGUUGAAGUACCCACAAGAUCUGAGCUCGGUGGGGCUAAUUUUUGGGAGUGCAGUCGCACCUACAGACACGAAUUUCUUUUUCUUGUUGUUUCUUUUGGCCCGGCUAGGAACCGUCUGGCUGCGAGGAUGGAGGCAGACAGACACAAGCUGGCCCGAAGUGGUGUGCAUAAUCAGGCAGGGUGGGUGGCCGACAGCGGCGGCGGGGGUGCCGCUGGGAGGGGGGGUGAAAUAGCCAUAAAACUGCCACCAUGUAGCUGUUCCUGUGUGCGGACCACUUGCGUCGAAAGUGUCUGGAUUUCUGUGUCUGGUCCGGCCAGGGUGGUGGCGGUACGGGUGCGGCGAAAUUGGCCCCCAAACAGCCACUGCAAAGACAGUGCUCCACGAGCGCAUCCAGGGGCGGACCAGUGAACCUCGCUAGCAGACCCAGCGCCCCCAGCGCCCUCCUGGGCCUCCUCUCCCCUCGUAUCGGCCCUUUGACAUGCGUCAGAUCGGAGUCGUGCGCGCGCCAAAGUCCAACGGGGUCGUGCGCGCGCUUUGUGCCACCAGGCACUGGAUUCUGUCUGUCUGCCAGGCGCUGACAAUUACCAAGGGAUUAGUCCUCAGUCCUCUUGAUAUAUCCACCACCCAUCAGUUCUCCACUGGUGCCAAUCUAGAGCAAGCCCCUCUAGCGUUUCUCGAGUACCUCUUCGCCA